AUGAUCAGCAUAGCCCCUGCUCCAUCACCGGAACAUUACGAUACACAGUGGGCCCCAUCACCUUCCAUGGCAUAUAUGCACCAAUCCUCGUCACCACCGCCGUUGCCGUCCAAAUCUUCCAUCGAUUUCAGUCCACCGUUGAUAGUUAUGGUGGUAAUCAUCGCCACCGCUUUUGUCAUCAUCACUUACUCACGCCUAAUCUCUCGCCACAUGCUCCACCUCCACCGUCGCUACCGCCGGUGGCGCCGGCGCCGUCCCCCGUCCUCCUCCGUCGGUGACAUCGAAUCUCAGUCCCUUCCUUACUCCUUCGAUCCAUCAGACGCGUUUCAUGUCCUUUCGCCGUACGGCCUCGACGAGUCCGUCAUCAAAACCAUUCCUCUUUCGAUAUACACCAGAAAAUCCAACGUCCAUGAAUGCGCAGUGUGUCUUCUGGAGUUCGAAGAGAACGACUAUGUCCGAACACUUCCGGUUUGUUCGCACGCGUUUCACGUGGACUGUAUCGACAUAUGGCUUCGUUCUCACGCGAAUUGUCCUCUGUGUCGUGCUGUAAUAUUCCGGCCGGAAUCGCCUUUUGUUCCAGUGAUGGCCGCGAGAAUUCGGCCAAGCCUCGAUGAUAUAAUCAUGGCAAGCACAAUUCUCGAACCGUUGAAUGAAUCUCCGCCGGAAAAUGACGCAAGUUUCGGAGAAAUCACGCACGAGGCUUCGCCAAGAAGGAACAACCAGUCAGAGGACCGAUUCAACGGCCGCGAUUUUCUGUUGAAGAGAUCGUACUCGUUCGGAUUUGAGCGCAAUUUAGGGUCGGAGAGGUUGGUGCUAGAGCCUGCGACGGCGUCGCCGUGGCGGUAUAGACGAGGAGGUGGUUUCUGGAGCAAACGCCCAUCCCCGUUCAGUUCGUUAACGAAGCCUAGGGUGUUCUCUUUCAGAUACUACAGAGGAAUGAAGUCUCCAUUUUUCCGGCGGCGUAGCGGUGGUGGCUUUUUUCCGUUGUCAGAAUCAAGUGUUAGGUACGCCGGCUCAGCCGGAGGCGGUGGCUCUUCGCGGCGGAGUAAAUCGUUCGCGAGCCCGAUGUUCAUGAGAUCGUCGGCUUCGGUGGCAGCUGGGCUGUUUUCAUCGAGCCGGCUGAGGAGUGGUGAUCCAGAGGCUUUGCUGUCACCUGAGAGAUUUAACAGACGGUAG
Molecule: messenger RNA, 1176 nt
Organism: Ilex paraguariensis (yerba mate)
Lineage: Eukaryota; Viridiplantae; Streptophyta; Magnoliopsida; Aquifoliales; Aquifoliaceae
Source: the annotation of a GenBank genome assembly